Salvelinus sp. IW2-2015 is the source of this 1899-nucleotide messenger RNA. RefSeq names its product microtubule-associated protein RP/EB family member 3. Gene Ontology annotation, cellular component: spindle midzone; cytoplasmic microtubule; microtubule organizing center. Lineage: Eukaryota; Metazoa; Chordata; Actinopteri; Salmoniformes; Salmonidae. Gene Ontology annotation, biological process: spindle assembly; protein localization to microtubule; regulation of microtubule polymerization or depolymerization. Gene Ontology annotation, molecular function: microtubule plus-end binding. The record is from RefSeq and is a predicted model, not a curated record.
AUCAUCCCAGUAGAGAGGCUGGUGAAGGGGAGGUUUCAGGAUAACUUUGAGUUCAUCCAAUGGUUUAAGAAGUUUUUUGAUGCCAACUACGACGGGAAGGAGUAUGACCCUGUGACCACACGCCAGGAGGGCACCCCCUCACCCAACCCAGGCCCCCAGAGGACGUCUCCCACGGCGACCAAGACAUUCCACGCCCCCCCGAGGCAGAUACAGUCCGCCCCCAUCCGCAGGGCGACGCCCACCAGAGCGUCAGACGCUGAGAUACUAGAACUGAACCAGCAGAUGUUGGACCUAAAGCUGACAGUGGAUGGUCUUGAGAAGGAGAGAGAUUUCUACUUCAGUAAGCUGAGAGAUAUCGAGCUGAUCUGUCAGGAGAAUGAGACCAACACCAGCCCAACACUCUCCAAGAUCAUGGAUAUACUGUACGCUACUGAGGGCGAGGUUGACCUUCUCAGCCAACUUACCUGAUCAUUAAGGAUGGCUUUGUGGCGGCAGCGGAUGAGGAGGCGCCACGUGGAACAUUCCUCCGCUCUCUCCCAGGAUCAGCGCUUCAAGAUUCUCAUCUCCUACUCCUAUUUUAUUACUCUCCUUCUCAGCCUCCUCCCUCUUCCUCCCGUCCCUCAUUUUCCCUUGUUCCCCCUCCCUCCUCCCCUCCAACCCCUCAGACAUGUCAGGCUAACGCUGUACACUUAAUCUGUAUGGUUGGUGUUAGCAGGAUGCUAGGCUAAUGGCUAGCUCUGAACAGUUCAUCUGUUUGGGAGUGUUAGCAGGAUGCUAGGCUAAUGGCUAAUGUAAAUUAGAUGACAGAGUAGCAGAGCAUGGAUCUAUAGCGCCCUCUAUCUGUAGAGACAGGUAACAACUCACUAAUCUCUGAACCCAUAAAAAUCUGUCAUGAUUGUUUCGGAUGAGGGGAGACUAAACUCCCUCCACAGACUCACUGGUCCAGUUCAGCAUUAGGGUCCAGUACCAUGUACAUAUGAUGCGGGAGAUCGUUGAAGAAUCACUUCGGAAUUGAACGUCGGGAAAUGCCUUCAGAACCGGCCACUGGGGCAACAGUGAGCGUUAUGACCCUCCAGUAGACUUGGGUUUUUACCAUGGCAUUGAGGACAAGGGUGGUAGAUGGGGGUGGUUAACUAACUAAACGUAACCCUUCAUUUAAAAAUGUUGACUUUUGGAGCAAUGGGACAAUAGACAACAGCAGAGUGUCAAAAACAGUGAACUUUGACAUUUGGAUAAAUGCCUAGUUGUGCAGUGAGACAGAGCUUGUUGUAUAUGAUAUAUCAGUCCCUGCAUUAACAAUAUGGACCAGUACCAGUUGACCAGAACCAUCUCAGUCCAUUAGGACUCAACAUAAUUCAUAUCAAGUCGCCCCGUCGUAUCAGAAUGAUCCAGAAACCAACAAUACAGUGUGAUUAGCUGAGGCCAGCAGAGACAGGAAGCAGAGACAGGUCUGUUCAGUAGGGAGCAACAUCCCAGGAUAUUCAGAUAGAACAGCAUUAUACGAGAACAGAACCUCCUCAACAUUCUGCAGGUUUUAAAAUUACCCCUGGUUCUAUUUUUGAUUUAAAUGAGUUAUUUAACGUUACUAAUUUAACAUUAGCUUGGAGUGGCUAACAGGUUAAUGUGAAUCUAUUACCCUGAGAAAGUUUAAUAAAAUGUAUAUGAACAAACACUACUACACUGUAUAUACUAAUGGGUGAAUAUUGAGUAUUGAUUAUUAAUGAAUUGAUUUGAAGUGUUUUUUUUAGCAGCUGUUUUUGAUUUGGAGUUUCUUCUUGUUGGGGGCGGGGCUUAAGUGACUGACAGCUGUCAGCCCCCGGUUGUCAUGGCAGCCCUGUGACUGUCAUGCAUCGUUGGAGUUUUAUUACGGAGGCUGAAUAAACAGUGGGUUCAAAACCA